GCGCAGGCGCGCCCUGAGGGCGGGGCUGAAGCGGGCGCCCGGCGGCGUCUGACAGACCGCGCGUCGUCGUCGUCUCCCUCCCUCCCUCCCUCCCUGCCGGCCGAGGAGAGGAGAGCAAGUGGGCGAGCGCGGUGCGGAUUUCCUCCUCCGCUCCGCUCCUCCAUCACCGCUCCUGCUCGGCCUAGUUAGCGGCAGCGUCGGAAUCCCGCCUCGAUCAUGAGGCUGAAGGGCCGCAGAUGCUGCGCCUCGGGCGGAGGCGACGCCGACGGGCAGCGAGGAGGCAGGGCGGAGGAGCGAGGCCCGCCGCUGCGCAGCCCCUUCGUGCACCAGCUGCGCCUCAGCGCCCUGCAGAAAGCCAAGAUUGCCUUCAUGACUGUGACUCUGUUCCCUGUCCGGCUGUUCUUUGCUGCAUUUAUGAUGUUGUUGGCCUGGCCUUUUGCGUUCAUUGCCUCUAUGGGAUCCGCUGAGAAAGAACUUGAAAAGCCUCUUUCCUGGUGGCGAAAGGUUGUGGAUGUCUUGCUGAAGGCAAUCAUGAGAGCCAUGUGGCUUGCUGGAGGAUUCCAUUGGAUAAAUGUAAAGGGCAGGCAGGCAUUGCCAACUGAAGCAGCAAUAUUGACUCUGGCCCCACAUUCCUCAUACUUCGAUGCUAUCCCUGUAACAAUGACCAUGGCCUCCAUUGUUAUGAAAGCAGAAAGCAAAGAUAUUCCUGUGUGGGGAACUCUGAUCAAAUACAUUCGACCUGUAUUUGUAUCUCGAUCAGAUCAGGAUUCCCGAAGAAAAACUGUUGAGGAAAUAAGACGGCGUGCUCAGUCAAAUGGCAAAUGGCCCCAGAUAAUGAUAUUCCCGGAAGGAACCUGCACUAAUAGAUCCUGCCUAAUUACGUUCAAACCUGGAGCAUUUAUCCCUGGAGUACCAGUCCAGCCAGUGAUUUUACGUUAUCCAAAUAAGCUGGAUACAAUUACGUGGACAUGGCAAGGCCCAGGAGCGUUGAAGAUUCUGUGGCUUACUUUAUGUCAGUUUCACAAUUUUGUGGAAAUUGAGUUCCUGCCUGUGUAUGUACCUUCAGAAGAGGAAAGGAACAAUCCUUCUUUGUAUGCAAAUAAUGUGAGACGAGUCAUGGCAAAGGCCUUGGGAGUUUCAGUAACAGACUAUACUUUUGAAGAUUGUCAGCUAGCAUUGGCUGAAGGGCAACUCCGUCUCCCUUCGAACAGCUGCCUCUUAGAAUUUGCAAAACUUGUGCGAAGCCUUGGGUUAAAGCCAGAAAGGCUUGAAAAAGAACUUAAUAGAUACUUGGAAAGUGCCAGAAGAAUAAAAAAGAAAAAAGUCAAUCUCAAAGAGUUUGCUGCAUACCUGGAAGUCCCAGUUUCUGACAUGCUAGAAAACAUGUUUGCACUUUUUGAUGAGAAGGAAAAUGGUAUGAUUGACUUGCGAGAAUAUGUAACUGCUUUGUCAGUAGUCUGUAGACCAUCCAAAACCAUGCAAACAAUACAGUUGGCUUUUAAGAUGUAUCAAUCAGAAAUGGGAGCACUAAAAGAAGAAGAUUUAACUUGCAUUUUAAAGACUGCCAUGGGUGUCUCAGACCUUAAUGUAUCAAACUUGUUUAGAGCUAUAGACAAAGAAGAAAAGGGUACAAUUACAUAUGAUGAUUUUGACAUGUUUGUAGAAAUGUAUCCAGACUUCGCUGAAGAGUAUUUAUAUCCUGAUCAGAUGGAAACAGAAAGUUAUUUGAAGAAUCCUGCUCCUAAUGGUUUCUGUACAGACUUCAGCCCAGAAAUUAUAGAAGACAGAAGAAAUCCCUUACAGAAGAAACUGAAUUAAUAACCACCAUCCUCUUCUGGUGAGAGGAGUAUGUGCAGUCUUGGACUUCUCAUAGUCUCACAACUGUGUAACCUGAAGUUUGGGGGGUGAUGUGUAUGAGCGUUGUGUGGGUGUGAAUGUGUGUGAAUGAAGAUCUUACUGCAUUGGUGAGUAUCUUCAGACUUCCUGUUGGGAAGAUCUUGUUUUUCCAUCAGCAUCUUGGAAAGAAUGUAAAUGAACUUUAUUAUUUGUGUACUUAAAAAGAUGCUCACUUAAUUUAUAUUCCAUUGUUUAGUUUCAUGUACAAAGUGUCCUACAAAGUGUGCAUGUAUAAAAACUAUUGUAGCUCCUA
Messenger RNA from Heteronotia binoei (common prickly gecko), 2149 nucleotides. RefSeq names its product lysophosphatidylcholine acyltransferase 1 (gene LPCAT1). The record is from RefSeq and is a predicted model, not a curated record. The transcript is spliced from 14 exons. Gene Ontology annotation, molecular function: calcium ion binding. Lineage: Eukaryota; Metazoa; Chordata; Lepidosauria; Squamata; Gekkonidae. Bases 217 to 1818 code for a protein of 533 amino acids.